UCCACUUCCCGCCAUGCCCGUACCGUACGCAUGAAACAUUAUAUAGUUCCUCAUCUCUUAAACCCUAAAACCCUAGCCGCCAAAAGGUCAACAGAACCCUGAACAGCCACCAGCAGGGAGAUGGACCCGAAAACAGUGAAGUCAGACCUAGUCCUCAUCCUAGACUAUGGCUCGCAAUACACCCACCUUAUCACCCGCCGUAUCAGGUCCCUCUCCGUUUUCUCUCUCUGCAUCUCCGGCACCUCUUCUCUGAACACCAUCGCUGACCUCAAUCCCCGUGUUGUCAUUCUCUCCGGAGGUCCCCACUCGGUCCAUUCUUCCAACUCUCCGACUUUUCCUUCCGGCUUCGUCGAGUGGGCCCAAUCCAACGGGGUGUUUGUUCUAGGUGUCUGCUAUGGCUUGCAGUUGAUCGUGCAAAGAUUGGGGGGUGAGGUCAGGAUUGGGGAGAAGCAGGAGUAUGGAAGGAUGGAGAUUGAAGUAGAGAAGAAUCUUGGGAUUUUUGGGUCAAAGAAGGUUGGGGACAAGCAGAUGGUUUGGAUGAGUCACGGAGAUGAGGCGGCGCGGUUGCCGGAGGGGUUCGAGGUGGUGGCCAGGAGCCAACAGGGGGCGGUGGCUGCCGUGGAGAAUAGGGAGAGGAGGUUCUUUGGGCUCCAAUAUCAUCCAGAAGUAAGUGGGUUUGAUUUGGAUAUGCUUCAUUUUCACAUAAUGGGAAAAUUGAUUGGGAUUCGGGUUUAUGUAUUUUUUAUUUUUGAUGAUAUGUUGGUGAUUAACUUGCUUUUGGCGUGAGCUGGAACAACGUAGUGACUGUUGACCAAUUACAAUCGUUUAUGGUUUAUUUCGUUAUUUUGCAACUGGUAUAACAAAAUGGCUUCUUUAUGGCGGCUUCAAUGGCGUGCCAUACGGUUCUCUUGAGUAGGGGACAGAAUGUGAGAUCCGUUUUUUUUUUUGGCUAGUAGUAUGAGAUGAGGAUUUCAGUAAUUG
Molecule: messenger RNA, 981 nt
Organism: Carica papaya (papaya)
Lineage: Eukaryota; Viridiplantae; Streptophyta; Magnoliopsida; Brassicales; Caricaceae
Source: RefSeq, a predicted model, not a curated record